Molecule: messenger RNA, 2156 nt
Organism: Mycetomoellerius zeteki
Lineage: Eukaryota; Metazoa; Arthropoda; Insecta; Hymenoptera; Formicidae
Product: putative E3 ubiquitin-protein ligase UBR7
Exons: 7
Coding region: 380-1480 (366 amino acids)
Cellular component (GO): cytoplasm
Molecular function (GO): ubiquitin protein ligase activity; zinc ion binding
Source: RefSeq, a predicted model, not a curated record
AUGCGCAGUGGUCUUACACGAAACGAGCAUCCAUACCCUCAACAUCUUUGUAUUUAUAUCAUGUGUGCCAUGGGCUUGAUUCCGCGUUAAGAAUGUUAAUAUACUUACGUUUAAGAUCUUGAUGCGCGGAUGAGAAGUCGAAGGCGUGCGAUUCCUUCGUUACGAGGAGGAUCGGACUUCAUCGAACGAAAAAAUUGAGUAAAAGGUCGAUAAAAUGUGUCACAUCGAACGCGUCGCCUUUAGUCCGUGAACCGUUCGACGCUCGCAGUUCGCUCUAACCUUCCACGUUUUUAACGGAUUGCUUUGACGCUCGCGAAGAUCCCGACUUCGAUCUCCUCACUCUACGAUUCUGCAGUAGAUCCUCUCGUCGCAUUUUUUCAUGAGUCGCAACGAGAUUGGAAAUAUGUCCGACCAGUUAGCCGAAUCUGUGGAGGAUGACAGCUCUGUCACAAUGCUCGAUGUUCUCCAGGUAGAAAAUCAGCUUGAAGAGGAUGCAUAUGCCGUUCUAGGCGCGUCCGACGAUCAGAAUUGUACUUACAGUAAGGGAUAUAUAAGACAGGCGUUAUACGCAUGCAAAACAUGCUGCUUGGACAAAAUUCGAGCUGCCGUCUGUUUGGCAUGUAGCUUUCACUGUCAUGAAGGCCAUGAACUCGUAGAACUGUAUACAAAGCGACACUUCAGAUGCGACUGUGGAAAUACUAAGUUUGAUGGCAAACAAUGUAAUUUAGAGAAACUAAAAUCUGCUAUCAAUACUGAAAAUAAAUACAAUCAGAAUUUUGAUGGUAUUUAUUGCACCUGCGCAAGACCAUAUCCUGAUCCAGAAGGUGAUGAAGAUGACAUGCUACAAUGUAUUAUAUGUGAGGAUUGGUAUCAUUUGAAGCAUUUGGAAUGUGACAACAAUGCACCAGCAGAUAAUGCUUAUGAUGAAAUGAUAUGUGCAGGCUGUAUGAGGAAACACAACUUUCUGUGGAAAUAUGCAACGAAACAUGCAGUCCUAAAGAAAGCAGAUGUGAAAUCGGAUGUAUCUGAAAAAAAUGAAGAUAUAAACAUCAGUGAGUUGCCCAAAGGAUGUCAAAUGCCAAAAUUUAGCUGUGCAGAUACUAAAGGAAGUUGUUUUUGGAUAGAGGGUUGGAGAACCGCACUGUGCACUUGCGACGAAUGCAAAUCGUUAUAUAAUGCAAAAGACAUUGCAUUUUUACUUGAUCCAAAAGACAGUGUACAAGCAUAUGAGGAAGCAGGAAAAAUGAAUAAGCAGGAAUCUCAAUACGAAAAAGGCAUGAAAGCUCUUGCCAGCAUGGGGCAUGUACAAAAGUUAACAGCGAUUGAAGAAUAUAACAAUAUGAAAGAACGGCUUAUGCAAUAUCUACAGAAGUUUGCUGAAAACAAGAAAGUUGUACGUGAAGAAGAUAUUAAAGAAUUCUUUUCGGAAAUGGAAUCCAAAAAACGUCCUAAAGUGACAGUGCCAACAUAUUGUCGUUAAAAACUUAUAUUUAUACAGGGUGUCCCGCAAUUUUUGGCAAAGCGCUUUUGUGUUGAUAGAGCGGACUAAACAGUUGAAAAGUUGCAAUUUUUCGAAAUAGUUAAUGAGAUAUUAAUUUAUAAAAAUAGCCAAAUUUACCCGGCCUACCGUCAAAGGUAAGCGGGCGGCGAGAUGAGAUCACCCAGAAAGGUGCGCAUUUGCCAUCGCUAGGCAUGUUAAUGCCAAUGUCGUUCAUAAACAAUGUGUUUAGCGACGAAGAACGUGCAUCUCUCUGGACGGUCUUAUUUCGCCGCGCGCUUGCAUUUGGUGGUAGGCCGAGCAAAUUUGGCUAUUUUCAUAAAUUAAUAUCUCGUUAAUCAUUUCGAAAAUUGGUAGAGAACUUCUCGACUCACAAUCAGUUUAAUUCGCUCUAUCUACCCAAAAGCGCUUUGCCAAAAAUUACGGAGCACCCUGUAUGUACCCCCAUAGUUAACAAUGAUCUAAAUAAAAAUAAGCACUUUAUUGUUUCUAUAGCAGGAUAUCUUGAGUUUUGAGAAUUUUAUAUCUAACGUUUAAUUGGUACAUGUCACUACAUUGAAAAAUCUCUGAAUAAAAAUUUUCAUAUAUAAUUACAGGAAAAAAUGAAAAGAAAUGUGAAGAAAACGUAAUUUGCAGAUAUAAAUAUGUCAAGGAAAGA